AUGAUUUUUCUAUCAAUUAUUUUAUUUAUUUUCGCAUUUUCCGAAGCGCAAAAUGUUUGCCAAACAGAAGAAUGUCGAAAAUUGGGAAAAACUAUAUAUUCUUCUAUGAAUGUAUCAGUGAAUCCAUGUGAUGAUUUUUAUGAGUUUGUUUGUGGAAAUGGAAAAUAUGAUCAAGCAGAUUUUAUGUCAGAACUUUUUGUGGAUGAUUUUAAAGAACUUAUGAGAAUUCUGAAAACUCACAAGCCUGAAACAAGCAAUCAAAAAGUGGCUUCAGAAGUUUUUCAAAAGUGUGUCAUCGAUAAAAAUGAGAAUCUCGAUAAGUUUAUGGCUGAUUUUUGGAAUGACGAGAAGAAUGAUUUGACAACACUGAUCACCGAGGCCACAAAAGUUAACUUGAAAGAUAAUGGUUUGUUGAACUUCGAACUAGAUUUCACGGAGAUUGAUGGAAUACGGAAAAUGCGAGUACUUAUUGGUUCAAACUAUGGCGUAAGAGAUGUAGGUUUCCGACUUCAAAAAAAAAUUUUUUAUAGAAAGCAACUGGUCAAUUUUUGUCUAUCAAAGAAGAUGCUGUCAAAAAAAUUGAAUCUAUAAAUCUGACCGAGUUUUCUUACCAACUUCUUCCUGAAGAAUAUCGAAGAUAUGGCGCGUUGGAUGACAUUAUCUAUAUUGAAACAAAUGUUUUCGAUCUCGACGAUAUUAUCAAAUACAAAGGUGUUGGAGAAAUUCGAAACAAUAUUCACGCCGCGUGGAUGAAAGGAAUGUUGAAAAAUUAUGUCAAAACUCAUACUUCAAAUGAUUGUAUAAAUGAAAACGUUUUGAAGUUGUUCCCAGCAACAAUGGGAAUGAUUUUGAUUGAAAAAUCAACGCGUCUUCAACUAAAUAUUGAAAAGGGCAAUGAGCUUUUUGAGAAAGUUCAACAAAUAGCAAGAGAAAUUAUUUUGGAGAAUGAAUGGAUUGAUGAACCUAUGAAAAAAACAAUGGUUGAAAAAUUACAGACAGUCAAGAAAUUUAUUGGUAUCCCGGAUAUUCAUCAAAAUCAAUCUGCUCUUGAUGCAAUGUACAAUCGUGUUUCAGCAAAGAAAAGUUUAGAAAAACAAUCAUAUUUUGAAUUACUUCGGAAUGUAAAUCAUAUGAAUAUAGAAGAGAGCUUUUUGAGGUGGUCAAAUUCGCAAACAAUGACAUACACCGAAUCUCCAAUUGAACCCAAUGCUAAUUACAAUCCAUGGUCUCAUGGAAUAAGUAAGUUAAUUUAAAAGUUUAUAAGGUAUAGUAAACUGUUUGAACAGCUAUCAGCACCACAUUUCUCAAAUAUCCCUUUCUCAAUGUGAAUUUGCCUGAAUGGUCGGAAAUAGCAUCUGCUGCUUCUGUUAUCGCCCAUGAGGUUACACAUAUGUUUGGGCCAUAUAAUAUCAAGUAUGAUGCACAUGCUAAUCAGCAAAACUUGAGUGAAACAUUCCAAACAAAUUAUAACAAAGCGACUAAAUGUCUUAUCGACCAGUAUGGAAAUUUCCAAUAUCCCGGAUUUGAAACAUAUGUGAGUCAACUUCUCUUGUCAACAAUUAAUUUCACUUUGAUUUUUUGCAGCUCAAUGGAACUCAAACAGUUUCUGAAAACUUUGCAGACAUCCUUGGCACUAAAAUCAUUGACCGAAUCUUUAAAGAAUAUCAAGAAACCGAGCAAAAUCCCCAACUUUUACCAAUUCCUGGAAACUACACUUUGGAGAAACAAUUUUUCCAAAGAGUUGCUCAAAGUUGGUGUGAAAAUGAUGUGACUCUGAAAACAAUUGAGAAAUUUCAAACUGAUCCACAUAGUCCAGGAAUAUUCCGUGUACGAGGAAUGAUCAUGAAUUCACCUCAUUUUGGUAAAGUUUUUGGAUGUCCGGUCGGAAGUCCGAUGAACCCUGAACACAAGUGUGAAGUUUUCUAA
This is a messenger RNA of Caenorhabditis angaria, 1926 nucleotides long. NCBI's taxonomy places the organism in Eukaryota, Metazoa, Nematoda, Chromadorea, Rhabditida, Rhabditidae. The record is from the annotation of a GenBank genome assembly.